This is a messenger RNA of Phaeodactylum tricornutum CCAP 1055/1, 1249 nucleotides long. RefSeq lists its product with no specific name. The record is from RefSeq and is a predicted model, not a curated record. Gene Ontology annotation, molecular function: protein binding. The transcript is spliced from 4 exons. Lineage: Eukaryota; Bacillariophyta; Bacillariophyceae; Surirellales; Neidiaceae. Bases 125 to 1249 code for a protein of 374 amino acids.
CGCUUUGCAUCGAGUACACAGUUCCUUCUAUCCCGUCAUUUCAAAUUGCAGUAUAGAGGAUGUGGCGUGUAAGUCUGAUGGUUCGACUCAGCUAGGAACUCCCAGAAAGCCGCAAAACAAAACAAUGGCCGAAAACAAUAGCAGCAGUGGCAUUAAAGUCUUUCUUCAUAUAAAUGGAUCUCCCCAGCAAUCUGAAAAAUAUUCUACCAAUGCCAUUCGAAUCGAUAGAAACAGCCGCUCUGAUGGCCGCGUCGAGUUGAACGUUUUGUUUCCUUCUAUGGUUGGUACCUCAGAAGCACAGCUUGCAGCCGCACUUAUUUCCGACGCGAUUGAGCAGCUCGGUAGAAAUGUGGACGUAGAAAUGAUCCAACUUAGUGGGCUUCGUUUCUCAAAAGGAGGGGUCGAUGGACUCAAAGCCGCUUUGUCUAUCCAUGCUUUCUCAGUGAAGCACGAAGUCUUGACAGACAUCGAUUUUUGCAAAAAGCUGCCCGGCGACCAAGACGCACUUGCUGCUUUUUCGUCAAUCUUCGCUGCUUUUAAGCUGAGUGGACUAAAUUUGAGUGAUAACACAAUUGCGGGGUGUGUUUGGCGCUUUUGGGGGUCACAAUCGAACUUGAAAGAGACAUCAAUAUUGAAAUGGGAAAUGAGAAAUUGCAUGGGUCGGGCGGAAGCUGCAAUCGUAAGCAAAGCCUUACAAUACGAAACGGCACUACCAUGGCAAGGACUGAGAGACAUGGCUCAUGAUACACUGCAUAGUAGCGGUCGCUGUCUUGGACAUCUAGCAAUGGAAGGCUGCAAUCUUGCGUCUGACAACAUUGCAUCGCUUGGGCUUUGCGUACGCGUGGGUCUUGAUGAUCAAAUAAUAAAGUUUGUUUCUCUCAGUUUGGGGAGUACUGGGGACUGCCUCGAAUGGCUUGAUCUGACUGGGAACCAGAUCGGGACUGUUGGUGCGAAGUCGCUGGCGUGUCUAGCCCGUACACCUAAGAUUGCGAAGCGUCUUCAGUAUUUGUCACUGGAAAAUAACCAAAUUGACAAGGCUGGGGCAGUCGAAUUGCUGGACGCAUUUGGACGCAUUGGAUCAAACAAAUUUGAUCUAAACUUAAAGGGCAAUCCAUGUGACAUGGGUGCAGUUGCACUUGAGAUUGCAGCCAGUCAAUGCUAUACGGAGCAGCAAAAUAUUGAUCUACUCAAAGGAAGGGAUGUUUUACGUAACGACAUCCAACAAGCCCAGAAGAACGCACAGAACUAA